Molecule: messenger RNA, 885 nt
Organism: Rhizoctonia solani
Lineage: Eukaryota; Fungi; Basidiomycota; Agaricomycetes; Cantharellales; Ceratobasidiaceae
Product: mitochondrial carrier protein
Exons: 6
Coding region: 1-885 (294 amino acids)
Biological process (GO): iron import into the mitochondrion
Cellular component (GO): mitochondrial membrane
Molecular function (GO): ferrous iron transmembrane transporter activity
Source: RefSeq, a predicted model, not a curated record
AUGGCCGAAGAGAUCGACUACGAGGCACUCCCAUCCAACGCCGGAAUCGGUGUAAACAUGCUGGCAGGUGCAAUGGCUGGCAUCUCCGAACACGCAGUAAUGUUCCCGGUAGACAGUAUCAAGACUAGGAUGCAGGUUAUUACUACCUCGAACGUUGCGGUCUAUUCAAGUUUGGGGAAUGCCGUCCAGCGUAUUGCGUCGACCGAGGGAUUGCGUACGUUAUGGAGGGGCGUCGCAUCGGUCAUAUUGGGUGCUGGCCCGGCGCAUGCAGUGCAAUUCGGGACGUACGAAGCUGUGAAGGAAUUUGCAGGAGAUACUAAGACAGGCCAUUUGAUCGCUGGUGCCUGUGCGAGUAUCUCGAGUGAGGCUUUGAUGAACCCGUUUGAUGUGAUCAAGCAGCGAAUGCAGCUCAAAGACUCUGCAUUUCGGUCGGUUGCAUCCUGCGCAAAGGCUGUUUACCGCAACGAGGGAUUAACAGCAUUUUACAUUUCGUACCCGACAACUCUUACCAUGUCGGUCCCAUUUGCUGCAGCACAGUUCACGGCCUACGAGUCGAUCAAGCGGGUCUUGAAUCCAUCAGAUCACUACUCACCCAUUACGCACGUGACGGCAGGAGGAAUGGCAGGAGCGUUUGCUGCUGCGAUUACAACCCCCUUGGACGUUGCGAAAACACUUUUGCAAACACGAGGAACGUCCGAUGACCCAAGGAUUCGACAUGCCCGGGGGAUGCGUGAUGCUUUCCAGAUUAUCUAUGAUAGGAAUGGACUCAAGGGUUUCACUCGAGGCCUUACACCGCGGGUGUUAACGUUUAUGCCUAGUAACGCGUUAUGUUGGUUAUGCUAUGAAUUCUUUAAAAUGACUAUUCGUACAGAUGACAAGAAGUAG